Emiliania huxleyi CCMP1516 is the source of this 1161-nucleotide messenger RNA. RefSeq lists its product as hypothetical. The coding region runs from base 1 to 1161 and encodes 386 amino acids. The transcript is spliced from 5 exons. Lineage: Eukaryota; Haptophyta; Isochrysidales; Noelaerhabdaceae. The record is from RefSeq and is a predicted model, not a curated record.
AUGGCCAGUCCAGCCUUCCCAGACCACAUGGCCGACCAGACCCCAUGCACCGCAUCCGAGGCCAGCACCGACGACGCUGAGCGAGCCGAGGCGAUCACUCCCGCUGCCUUCUACGCCGCCGCCGCCGCGUCCGCUCUUGGCUUCGGUGGCGGCCGCAGGACUGUGGCGACAGCAGUCGCUGCCAACAAGCUGGCGUGGGUGCCUCACGACUGGUCGGCGGCACGCAACGGCUACGAGAACGCCUUGGCCGGCCCGAUGCAGGAGGACGUCUGCUUUCAUGUCAACGCGGAGCUGCAGGCGCAGGGCCACGGCGGGCCCGAAGGCCACUUCUGCGUCAACGCGGCGGUCGAGAUGUCCCUGCUCUACGCGCGCGGGUGUGGGCUCUACGCGCAAGACGAGUUCCUUCGCGACCACCUCGAGGAGCAGGACACCCUGCUCGUCUCGGUCGGAGGCAACGACAUCGCCCUCCAGCCCCUCCUCGCCACGCUCGCCAACGUCGGCGCCCUCGCCCUCACACCCGAGGCAGCGCCGGCCGGAGAGCGGACCCGCCGUGCAGACAGCGUCUUGCGUCUCACGUGCGCUGCGUGCCUCCGGCCCGAGCGCACCUGCGCCUGCCCGCUGGACUGCCCCUUCGACGCCGACCACGCGACGUGCGGGACGGCCGCCUGCCUGCGGACGGGCUUGGCGGGGUGGCCGCUCGGGCUCGGCUACAUCGUCGACCUCUUCCGCAACAAGGUGGAGAGGUACGUGCGGCGGCUGGUCGGCAAGACGCGGCCGCGCAAGGUCGCGUGCACUCCGUACGGCUGGGCCGACCCUGCCCUGUGCUGCCUCGGCUACAACUGGGCGCCCGCCUCCAACCGAACGCCUCCCGGCGGCGUCGCAGUGGUCGCUUUCCCGCUCUUCGAGGUGCUCGACGGAAAGACGAGCUCCGACUACCACUCGCGUGUCGAGCCCUCCUCUGCGGGCGGCCGCAAGAUGGCGCGCGCCCUCGUCAAGUGCGCAAUGGCGCCACUCCAGCCGGCUCCCCGCCAGCCGCCCGCUCCCCACCUCCAGCCGUGGGUCGAGACCCCCCGCUCACUGAAGGUGCCCACGCCGCCGGAGCCGCGCGAGAUGGAGCGCGAGAAUGCUCAGGACGACGGCGACACGGACCCAACGUGCUGA